GUGCUGUGGAGCCGCAGUUCGGCCGGGAGGGUGUGAGGGCGGUUAUGGCGGCAACGUUCUUCGGGGAGGUGGUGAGGACGCCGUGCCGAGCCGGGACGGAGGACGAGGAGGAGGAGGAAGAGGAGGGGAGGAGGGAGACGCCCGAAGACGGGGAGGUCCGGCAGCAACUGGCGCGGAAGAGGGAGGUGCGGCUCCUUCGAAGACAAACAAAAACAACUUUGGAAGUUUCUCUGCUAGAAAAAUAUCCUUGCUCCAAGUUUAUAAUUGCUAUAGGAAAUAAUGCAGUAGCAUUUUUGUCGUCAUUCAUCAUGAAUUCAGGAGUCUGGGAAGAAGUUGGUUGUGCUAAACUCUGGAAUGAAUGGUGUAGGACAGUGGACACUACACACCUGUCCCCCACAGAGGCUUUUUGUGUGUUUUAUCACCUAAAAUCGAAUCCCUCGGUUGUGCUCUGUCAAUGUAGUUGCUACGUUGCUGAAGAUCAGCAGUAUCAGUGGCUGGAAAAGCCGCAUAAUCCUGAUAAUCACACACAGUCCAACAGUUGUCAAGUAUUCUGGCUUCAGAUGGUUUUUGGCUCUUGUCCAAGGAAGAAUAUGCAAGUAACUAUUCUUACAUGUCGACAUGUUACUGACUAUAAAACUUCAGAAUCUACCAGCAGUCUUCAUACUCCUUUCCUGAAAGCCCUAAAAACACAGAAUUUCAGAGAGCCUCCUUGCUGUUCACUGCUAGAACAACCAAAUAUCGUACAUGACCUUCCUGCGGCAGUUCUGAGUUAUUGUCAAGUAUGGAAAAUCUCUGCAAUUCUGUACUUAUGUUAUACUGAUGUGAUGAAAUUAGACCUAAUCACAGUUGAAGCUUUUAAGCCUGUACUUUCUUCCAGAAGCUUGAAAAGUUUGGUUAAGAAUAUUCCCCAGAGCACAGAGAUACUGAAGAAAUUGAUGACAACAAAUGAGAUUCAGAGUAACAUUUACACAUGAUUCCAAAGAUUGUUUUGUAGAGUAUAUUACCCAUCCAUUCCUUUAAGGGGAGCCGCGUGCACUGUUUUGUAGGUUACUUUUUUUUCAGGGGAGUAUUUUCAGGAUGUUAACAGAAUAAACUUAUUUUAAAUUCA
Messenger RNA from Balaenoptera musculus (blue whale), 1108 nucleotides. It is a transcript of the gene PSMG1, whose product is annotated as proteasome assembly chaperone 1. The record is from RefSeq and is a predicted model, not a curated record. The coding region runs from base 45 to 974 and encodes 309 amino acids. Lineage: Eukaryota; Metazoa; Chordata; Mammalia; Artiodactyla; Balaenopteridae. Gene Ontology annotation, molecular function: proteasome binding. Gene Ontology annotation, cellular component: endoplasmic reticulum. The transcript has 8 exons. Gene Ontology annotation, biological process: proteasome core complex assembly.